UGCAGUCAGUCGCUGUGCCGUGCCUCGAGCCAGCUCUGAGUGGAGCCUGUCUGCCAACAGCUUCAGCAGCGGCUCUAUCUGGAUUCUACUUCACUCACUGACAAUUAAAGGAGGCCCCCUUUUCUUCUCAUUUUCGAGGAUUAUUCGUCACCAUGGGCGACAAAAAGAGCCCUACCAGGCCGAAAAGACAAGCCAAGCAGACCGUGGACGACGGCUACUGGGACUGUAGCGUGUGCACCUUCAGGAACACCGCCGAGGCGUUCAAAUGCAGCAUCUGCGAUGUGAGGAAGGGCACAUCCACAAGGAAACCCAGAAUAAACUCCCAGCUGGUUGCCCAGCAGGUGGCUCAGCAGUACCCCAUGCCUCCCCCGGCCAAGAAGGACCGGAGAGAGAGGAGCGAGCGCACGGACAAGGAGCGCCCCCCCGGCGAGGGGGAGCGGGCCGGCGUCGAGGGACCCCCGGAGGGCGAACGUCCCGAGGGAGUCAGGCCAGAGGCGGAGAUCCCCGAGAUGGACAGCGGCGAGAAGGAGCAGCCCGUCAAGGACAAACCCGACAGGGAAAAGGACAUCAGCCCAGCCGUCACGAAGAAGCCCAGCAUCAAGAAGAGCAAACCCAAAUCCGACAGCCAUCAGAGUCCACCGAGUGACAAGCAGAGCAUACAGUCUGGGAAGUCAGCCACCAAGUCCAACAAGAACUCUCACAUCUCCAGGCCCAAACUGAAGAACGUGGACCGGAGUACCGCCCAGCAGCUGGCCAUCACCGUAGGCAACGUGACGGUGAUCAUAACGGACUUUAAGGAGAAGACCCGCUCCUCAUCCACGUCUUCGUCCACCAUCACGUCCAGCGCGGGCUCCGAACAGCAGCAUCAGAGCUCCGGCUCCGAGAGCAUGGACAAGGGCUCGUCACGCGCCUCCACCCCUAAAGGGGAGCUCUCUUUGGGGCACGACGAGUCCUUCUGAGCUCCCUCUUUGUUUUUCCUCUUUUUUUUUUUUGCUUUAUCCCCGUUCCUUCCCAACGCUUCACUCCCCUCUCUUACUCCGCCCAUUUCUGGACACGAUGGAUCCCAUGGGGGGGUGGGGGGGGGGGAGUUGUCGCCCUUUCCCAUGGCUGCCCUGCCCUCCAUUCCAUGACCCCCCCCCUCCCCCCUGGAUGCUGAGCGGAGCCGGCCGGAUGAGAGACGCUGUGCGUGGCACCUUGUUAGGGGAACGCUCUCCCUGAGGAGAGCCUUGCUACAGGGAAUAACCCCCCCCGCCCCCCCCCUCACGGUAGCAUCCAGACACUUGUAUGUAUUGUUUUAUAUUUGUACGUGGAUGUGAGGCCAAGUCGACUCUUUUUUUUUUGUUUUGUUUUGUUUUGUUUUUUUUCGUUUGUUCUGUUUUUGUAAAGAAGAAAUCUCCGCUGGGCACAAUAACCACAACCAUCUGAAUAACUAUUAAUCCCCUUAUUUAUUACCUGUUGCACCUGUAUAUUUUUUUUUUCUCUCUUUAUGUUCAGGCUUUGCAGCAUAGCUCUGCUGAUCGAGCGAUCGUUCCUUCAGUGUUUUCACUACAUGGAAAAUGUUAGGAUCUCACACACACACACACACACACACACACACACACACACAUACACACUGGUGCUAGAUACACUGUGAAGUGAUUCUGCAGAUUUGGGACUAGCCAUUUUCUCAAUGUGACGAAGUGCUUAUGAAUCAAAUUCUCCUUCACUUUUUCCUCAACAACACUGUUAGACCUCCACGGCAGGUCGGACCUUCGUUUUCCAAGCGGCUCGACUCCGAGGUGGUACGCUCCGGCAGGUUGUGCAGUACCUUCUGUCCUUUGACUGUACAGUGUGGGCUGUCGUGUAAAACACUAAAAGCUGUUGAUAUUUUAUUUUAUUUUGCAUUCCACGGUCCAAACGUUGAGUUUGGCGGCUGAAGGUCGGAGCCGUCCCCUCCGCUCCGCGGCCAGAGGUUUCGUUUUCGAACCUUUUUCUUUUCUACUCCUUGUGACUGAAGGAGGCAGUUCUGCUCGGUGAAACCAAGUCGCACUGUAAAACAGACCUUGUUGCGUCAACCUGUUGAUUUUUCUUUCUUUCUUUUUUUUUCUUUUUUUUUGUGGUGGUCCUGAAGGCAACGUUGAAUCCUUGUCCUCUCCACGGCGAAACUGCAUGUAACAAAAGUGAACGAUUUGCAAAGAAUUGACAAUUCAAUUGACUUGUUUUAUAUGUAUUAAUUUAAGACUCCUGUCAAUGAAGGCAAAAAAUAGUACAGUACUUAUUAGAAUGCAAAUAAAAUUUUAUAACAGCGAGGCUUAUGUAAGGGUUUUAAGUAACUUUCACCUUAGCUGAGAAUAGACCAACAUAAUUUCCUUUUUAACUGUAAGAAAUUGUAUAAAGAAUAAAUGUGUAUAUGAUAUCUUAGUUUUAUUUAUUGAAGGACCAAAGGAAUUUCAUAAUGACAUGAUACAUAGACAGAUGAAUAACAAUUUGAAAUGCAAUUAUCUAAUGUGUGAGAUGAAUAACAUUUUAAAUAAAGACUAAUAUAAUCCAUGUAAAUGGUGUUCUUAUUGUGCGCUCGGUGUCUCUGCGGGGCUAAAUCAGAGCGCAGGCUGCUGCACUGAGUGGGCGGCCGGCCGGCGGCGGCUAACACCCCCUCCUGGGACAGUAGCAGGGGAGGAUGAAGUCUGCUCUUUUUUUUUUUUUUUUUUUUUUUUCUGCAGAUUCACACGUAGGGGCGAUAAUCACGUAAGCGAUAUUUCGAGUCCAGGAGUCAUGCGUUGACUUUUUUAAUUUAACAUUUUUUUUUUUCUGUCCCCCCCUGCAUUUUUAGCUCCGGCUAAUGUUCUGUGCUCCAUUAACGUACAGAUCCAGGAUCAGUGGUUGAGAAAUGAGGCAGAGGAGGAGACAGAAUUAGGCCCAUUCCUGUCACCCGCCUCGGUCCGUGGCCAUAUUCACUCCACAGAGCACUCAUUGUUAAAUUGCUAGCGGACGGUCCGCUUGCCGGGCGCGUGAAUUAUUGCUUGUAAAUAGAAUUUUAAAAAGGUGCAAAAGGCAAACACUACGAGCAACGAAGCUGAGGUCUUUUUUUUUUUUUUUAUAAAAAAAUUCAUUUGAAUUUUUUUUUUUUUGGUUUUACCGUUUCCCUCCCGCGCAAGCAGUUCUGUUCUUGUGUGCGACCAGUAACCUUAAUUUACUGUGUAAAGAUGGUUACAUAUUUUAGCUUUGUUUGUUCAGAGACCUAAAUGUAGAAUGCUUGUUUAUUUACUGUAUAACCUUUUAAACGUGAACUUCCAGCUAAGUGUGUGAUACAAACUCAUUUUCUUCCUAGAAAAAAUGUCUUGUACAAUGCUUUUAAAGUUAUUGCUUGGUUUUAAGAGAAAAACAUAGAUGAACACUUAGGGAGAGUACAAGUAUCCAUUCUUUGUUUAAUCCACUUUCCCUCCUUUUUUUUUUUUUUUUUUUUUUUUUUUUUUUGACUUCCAGCUUAUGUGUCUUUGUUUCCUUGUGGACUGGUCACCUUAUGUUCCUGGUGUGGAAAUGUAUGCAGCAUUUUCAGCAGCUCACAGCUCCCCGUCUAGCUAAUGAUGUUGACUAAUACAUGUUUCUGGCAUGUGCACGACUUUGCGCUUCUGAGCUAACCUGAUCAUUUCUCCCCCUCCGCUUCAGAUAGAAAUGUCUAUUUAUGAAUUUUGCUUGUAGUUUUUCACAAAUAAAACUGUCAAAAGUUA
Messenger RNA from Fundulus heteroclitus (mummichog), 3707 nucleotides. It is a transcript of the gene rybpb, whose product is annotated as RING1 and YY1 binding protein b. Gene Ontology annotation, molecular function: transcription coregulator activity; DNA binding. NCBI's taxonomy places the organism in Eukaryota, Metazoa, Chordata, Actinopteri, Cyprinodontiformes, Fundulidae. Gene Ontology annotation, biological process: positive regulation of DNA-templated transcription. The record is from RefSeq and is a predicted model, not a curated record. The coding region runs from base 153 to 959 and encodes 268 amino acids. Gene Ontology annotation, cellular component: nucleus. The transcript has 5 exons.